AUGCCCAACGAAAUCCACCUUCGGCUUCCAUCCAGGAUCUCAUCGUCGCCUACUACUGCUGCCGGUGCUGCGACUGCUGCUCCCCCGGCCAAUUGUCCAGAAAUAUCAAGCACGAUCCCGUUGCUCGGGACAUGGUACGUCCUGAGCUCCUCGAUCGAGUUCUUGAAGGACAAGAAAAAUGUAUCCAUUACAUAUUCACUAAAGGAACCCGACCAGCCGUCUACAGAGACCGAUGGUGGCAUCGUUGAGUUUACAGACGAUACUGUCCUUAACUCGGUAACUUCUUACCAAUCGAUUUCGGAGGACACUGAUGAUGUUGGUACCACCGAAGGGACAGAAAGACCGACCCCAAACUCUCUCCCAGGAAUAUUUACUUGGCGAGGCACCGGCUUCGCCAAGUUUAUUACCAACCGAUGGGAGGUUUUGGGCUACGGCAAGCUUCCAGCUGAGGGCAGUAGACCCAUAAGGGAAGGUGACGAGCAGCCUAUGUGGAUGGUCAUAUAUGCGGAUAAGUCGAUGUUUACCCCCCCAGGUCUAAGUAUCCACUCAAAGGGCACCAAGUCGCUUCCACCCCAGACUAUGGAUCUGAUAAAGAAAGCCUUGGGUGGUUUCCAACCCAAGGAAUUAAAGGACUCCAUUCGCGAGUUUUUGGCAUAUCUAUUCAUACACGUCGCAUAA
Microsporum canis CBS 113480 is the source of this 678-nucleotide messenger RNA. RefSeq lists its product as hypothetical. NCBI's taxonomy places the organism in Eukaryota, Fungi, Ascomycota, Eurotiomycetes, Onygenales, Arthrodermataceae. Bases 1 to 678 code for a protein of 225 amino acids. The record is from RefSeq and is a predicted model, not a curated record. The transcript is spliced from 2 exons.